GUCUGGCCUCCAUCAUGCAGAGGCUGCUCAUCAAGUACGACAACCUCUUUGAAGUUUCCUUCCCCUAUUCCAUGGGCUGGCACGCCCCGCCGCUGCUCCGCUCUGCCACCGUCCGCAAGUUCAUGGUGGGCUACGAGAUGCUGGCGCAGGCACAGCGAGACCUCACCCCAGAGCAGGCGGCUGAGCGCCUGAGGACCCUCCCCGAGGUGCACUACAAGCAGAGGGCCAAGGAG
This is a messenger RNA of Phaethon lepturus (White-tailed tropicbird), 233 nucleotides long. RefSeq names its product galactose-1-phosphate uridylyltransferase-like. The annotation marks the transcript as partial. The transcript is spliced from 3 exons. The record is from RefSeq and is a predicted model, not a curated record. Lineage: Eukaryota; Metazoa; Chordata; Aves; Phaethontiformes; Phaethontidae. Gene Ontology annotation, molecular function: UDP-glucose:hexose-1-phosphate uridylyltransferase activity; zinc ion binding. Gene Ontology annotation, biological process: beta-D-galactose catabolic process via UDP-galactose, Leloir pathway. Gene Ontology annotation, cellular component: cytoplasm.